Molecule: messenger RNA, 1551 nt
Organism: Anopheles arabiensis
Lineage: Eukaryota; Metazoa; Arthropoda; Insecta; Diptera; Culicidae
Product: elongation of very long chain fatty acids protein AAEL008004-like
Exons: 3
Coding region: 258-1100 (280 amino acids)
Biological process (GO): sphingolipid biosynthetic process; fatty acid elongation, polyunsaturated fatty acid; very long-chain fatty acid biosynthetic process
Cellular component (GO): endoplasmic reticulum membrane
Molecular function (GO): fatty acid elongase activity
Source: RefSeq, a predicted model, not a curated record
AAGCAACAUUUCUAAACCAGUAAUGUCUUUUUAACAGACAUAAUAACCUCUUUGAUUUGCCUAUAAUUUGUAUCGUUAUGCAAUCAAUUUAUUUGGAUUGCAAAACCAUGGUUCUGCAAAACCAUUGCACACUUCGAAUUAAAAUUGGUUUAAAAACUCUACUCUAAUCAUCGAUGCAGAGCAGUAAUAAGAUACUAGCGUAAGGGAAAGCAGUUCUAAUAUCGCCCUAUAUUGUGUAUAAAGUUGAACAGUGCACCAUGGCGACAUUCGUUAGUUUUGUUACUAAAAACUAUAAUGAUUUAUUUUUUAAGCGAAGAGACGAACGUAGCGUUCACCUUCCCUUGGCUGGAUCGCCUUUAUUCAUCAUAGGUAUUGUUUGUACAUAUUUAUGCUUCGUCCUACAGUAUGGACCGCGGCACAUGUUAAAUCGAAAACCAUAUAAUGUUCUGAACAUGAUUAAGAUCUACAAUCUAAUUCAAAUGAUUGCUAAUAUUACGCUAUUUCUACAUAUUUGUUAUAACGUAUUCCUAUUGUACGAUAAUUUUUCAUUCCGUUGUCAACCGAUCGACUACUCAAUAUCUAGAGUAGGGAUGGAUGAAGUGUACUUUAGCUACGCUUAUUUCUUACUCAAGCUGCUCGACUUAGCCGAUACGGUGUUUUUUGUCUUAAGAAAAAAACAGUCCCAUGUUUCAUUUUUACAUGUCUAUCAUCAUUCAUUUAUGGUACUUACUACAUAUUGUGCUCUAGUAUUCGUUCCAGGAGGUCAUGUUUUGCUGCUAGGUCUUUGGAAUACACUAGUUCAUGCAAUAAUGUAUUUUUAUUAUUUUCUUUCAUCGCUAGGAGCACAAAACCAUAGCAUAUGGUGGAAAAAAUACCUAACUAGAUUGCAGUUAAUUCAGUUUAUUCACCUAGCUUUUCAUUUUGGACGUCCUUUACUCAGUGGCAAUUGUAAUUUUCCGAAAUUUUGGCUUUGGUAUGGCUUUUUACAAGCAAUUUUUGUACUUGGAUUAUUUUUGGACUUUUAUAUCAAGACUUACAAUAAAACAGAUAAAUCUAUAACAAGUCAGCGUCAUUGUGAAAAAAAACGCAAAAUAGAAUAGAAAAAAGACUGCUACGAAAAUAUCGUUGUUUAACCGAUGCAAUAGGCCUUACACAAAAAGCUUCCUGAAUCACUAGCUGAAAGAUAGAUAUGUAUAAUAUAUUACCAAUGCCAUCAUCCAUAUAUUAAAUUCAGUACAUAUUGCUCUCAAACUGUAUACAUUGUACGGAAGUAUAUACACAUACGGUCUUUGGUAGGCCUCCUUCAUACUGAAACAAUAUGCUUUCUGUUCAGCUCUGGAACAAAGCCUAAUCGUCUUUGUAUCUUAGUGCCUCUUUGGCCGUGUCUUUUUGUGUGUGUUGCGUACAGCGAAUCUCGUAGCAUUGGGCAUAUGAAGUGUUAUACUAAUUUCUUGAUUUUUUUCUGUAGUGAGACAUAAUAUGUAAAAUAUUGUCAAUAUUAUUUGGUUUUAAGAAGCAAAAUACAAUUUGAGGACAUUAUUAAUUUUUUAA